AGAGUCAUACCUUGGUGCCCUCUGACUCAACAUCUGCUCCUCCUCUAACGGAGAAAGUGAGCUCGAAAAAUUUAGAGAAAAAAGUCAUGGAGUGUGAGAACCUUCACAAAAUGAGUAUCAUGGAAAAGGAAUAGUGGAAAGCUUUUGAAAUUGGCCUCCUUCAACAAUCUGAAACUUUUUCAACCGGCUAUGAUCACUAAUAUGGAGGAAAUGGCUGCAAAUUGUCAAGGAAAGAACCCAACUAAUCCUAUGAUUAAAGAUCCAGGAUCAUCAGAAAACGGUGAGGGUAACUCUAAGGAGCUCAGUUUAAGCUUGACCAAUGGGAAGCUACACUCUACUUGAUUUGCGUCUUUGAGUCAUCAACAAUUCGUGCGUAUGAGAAUGUUAGGAAAGGAGUUACAACCAUGGAUUUUUACUAGAGUGUAUGGAAGUGAUCUCUAGAGACUACAUAGAAAAGAACCCUGGAAGAAUCUGGGGGAGCUAAUUUCGCAGAAUAGUCUCCCUUGGUGCCUGGUUGGGGAUUUCAAUGCGCUGAUGCAUAAUUUUAAAAGACAAUGAGGAGCAACUACUCAAUUUAAUGGUGCGUGUGUUGAGUUUCAGGAGUGUGUUUUUGAUUGUGGACUUUUAGACUUAGGAUACUCAGGAUAUCCCUUUACCCGGAAGAGAGAAAAUUUGGUGGAAAGAUUAGAUCGUGAUCCGAGCAACAUGGAUUGGCAUAUCAGAUUUCCGAAAGCUAGGAUAAAGCACUUACCUAUGUUAAAAUAUGAUCAUGCUCCUUUCUAUCUUCAACUCUUUACUGCUCCCUCACCUAACAGUAGGCGAAGAUCAUUAAGAUUUUUAGCAUCUUGAUUAUCUCUUCCGUACUUUAAUAAUAUAGUUUCUAACCAUUGGAGAAUGGAAAAUAAUUAGUUCCGAAGUGUUGCAAACUUUUAAGAUUCUCUUAGAGUAUGAAAUUCUACAGUCUAUGGGAAUAUUUUAAGAAGGGAAAGCAGGAAUCUAAGAAGAUUGAAUGGCAUUAUGAAUAACUUGAGUGUGAAUCACAACCCUUAUCUAGAAGAUCUCAAAGUUACUCUUUGGAAAUAAUAUGAAGAGCUCCUUUCCCAAGAAGAAAUGUUAUAGUUUCAAAAGUCUAGAUGCAAAUGGAUAGAGUACAAUGACAGAAAUACUAAAUAUUUUCAUGGUACCACUAUGGCCAGAAGAAGGAGGAACAAUAUUACUUCUUUGCAAGAUGAGGGGGUAAUUAGAUACAUGAAAGGGUCCAGAUUCUGUUGCUUGGGCGCUAAUAUUUGAUGGGACGUUUAGCCUCAAAUCAACCUACAACUUUUUCAAUAAAAUUAUCCUAGAUUCAUAUCAGACUUUCAAGGUAGUUUGGAAAUGGUGCAGUCUGGAAAGAAUUCGUUCCUUCUUGUGGCUAGUUGCUAACAAUGUAAUCCUAACGAAUGUGGAAAGAAAGAAAAGACACUUAGCAACGAAUGCCAACUACCCCAGAUGUAACCGUUAAGAAGAGAACUCUUUACAUGUUCUCAGAUAUUGUUUCUAUGCCAAAUCUGUGUGGAGUUUCUUGAAACCUCAUGAGGUUGUGUUCGAAUUCUUUAACCUCAGCCUCAAGAAUUUGUUCACUCGGAAUGUAUCAGCAAGAAGUGACUAGGCUUGUAAGUUUUGAGUUACUAUCUAUUCUCUUUGGUUCUGUUGUAACUCUUUUAUCUUCGAAGGAAAAAGGGUGAAGCCGACUGUUGCGGCGAGUUCAAUUAGAGCACGGAGCGAUAAAAUUCUACGCACCAUGAAGUUUCGAUCCUCUUUGCAUCGUACCAGGAAGAAAUCAUUUGGGUUACAUCAUGUAGGUUGGAAGUAUAGCUUGAGAGAAGCUAAUACUGUCGCAGACUCUUUUGCUAAGAAAGGGAAGAAUCUUCUCAUGGGAACUCACAUUUUUGAAAGACCCCCGCCAGAUACUCUUCAGACUCUAUCAUCCGAAGACGCAGCAGUAAAGACCGUUAUGGGAGGCGGCGGGAGAGGAGGCAGGUCUCGCACUCAGAGAAAACACUUCCGUCAGAGCCGAGACAAUGUCUGGAAGCGUUCCAAGUCCGAUCCAAACGCCAACAGCAGCGCUCCCUCCAACGACCCUAACGAUCCCAAUCCCAAUCCCAAUCCUACGUGGACUCCUUUCGCCACUGAAAACGCGUCCUUCGAUGCCUACUACAAGGGCCAAUGCAUAGUCGAAACCACCGAGUGGGAUCAGUUCGUCUCUGUUCUUAGAACUCCCUUGCCCGCUACCUUCCGAAUCAAUUCCAGUAGCCAGUUCGCCGACGACAUUCGCUCGCAACUCGAGAAUGACUUCGUCCAUUCUCUUCGCGAUGAGGUUGCCGAAGGGGUUGAGAGUGAGACUGAGGCUAUUAGACCUUUGCCUUGGUAUCCUGGAAACUUUGCUUGGCAUUCCAAUUUUUCUAGGAUGCAGCUCAGGAAGAAUCAAACACUUGAGCGCUUCCACGAAUUUUUAAAGCUAGAAAAUGAAAUUGGAAACAUUACAAGACAAGAAGCUGUUAGUAUGGUGCCUCCCCUCUUCUUGGAUGUGCACCCUGAUCAUUUUGUUCUUGACAUGUGUGCUGCACCAGGUUCGAAAACUUUCCAAUUGCUCGAGAUUAUUCAUCAGUCAACUAAAGUAGGAUCACUACCUGCCGGAGUGGUUAUAGCAAAUGAUCUUGAUGUCCAAAGAUGUAAUCUUCUCAUACACCAAACGAAACGAAUGUGCACAGCCAACCUUAUUGUCACUAAUCAUGAAGCCCAGAACUUUCCAGGAUGCCGUUUAAAUAGAAACCAUGAAGUGAUGGAGCCAGAUCAGCAUAUAGGCCAAUUGUUGUUUGAUCGUGUUCUGUGUGAUGUCCCAUGCAGUGGGGAUGGAACCCUUCGUAAAGGGCUUCACCCCCUACAAGUUAUAAUUGCUAUGCGAGGUUUAUCUUUGCUUAAAGUUGGUGGUAGAAUGGUUUAUUCAACUUGCUCAAUGAAUCCUAUUGAGAAUGAAGCUGUGGUUGCAGAGGUCUUGCGGAGAUGUGGUGGGUCUGUUAAACUUGUUGAUGUAUCUAGUGAGGUUCCCAAACUUAUUUGUCGCCCUGGUCUCAAGACAUGGAAGGUAUAUGAUAAGGGCACUUGGUUGGCGUCUUACAAAGAUGUCCCUAAAUAUCGUAGGAGUAUAGCGCUUGCUAGUAUGUUUCCUUCUGGCAGCAGCUUUCAUGAAUCUGUUGACAGUGAUUGUAAUGUUGAAAUGGGAUAUGAUGUUACUGAUGGUGUUGGUGAAAAUUCUGAAGAUGGUGUUCAAGAAAUGGUUAAUACUGUGGUGCCUGAUUCUGCUGAGGUUUCUGAUUUCCCUCUAGAGCAUUGUAUGAGGAUAGUUCCUCAUGAUCAGAACACUGGAGCCUUCUUCAUUGCUGUACUGCAAAAAGUUUCUCCUUUGCCAGCGAUUCCGGAGAAAUCCAAAAAACGAAUUGGUAAGCCAUGUGCGGAACCAUCAAACACUCUUGAGGGUGAACGACUGUUGCAGGUUGAUUCCUUAGAAAGUGCACAAGCUGUCCUUGAAACAGUUCCAGAAGAAAACGUAAAUGGCCAUGAACCCCCUGCAAUAGAUGUGGAAGUUAGCCCUGUUACAUGUGAAGAAAAGAAUUCCAAGGAAACACAGGAAGCCCAUAAUGUAGAGAACAUGACCAAGGUUCCUGGAAAAAGGAAGCUACAAAUUCAAGGAAAAUGGAGAGGUGUUGAUCCUGUUGUCUUUUUCAAAAGUGAAGCAAUUGUUAAUAAUAUAAAGGAUUUUUAUGGGAUCGAUGAGCAUUUUCCAUUUGAUGGUCAUCUUGUUACAAGAAAUGAAGAUGCAAGUCACGUGAAAAGAAUUUACUAUGUCUCCAAGUCAGUCAAGGAUGUUCUUGAGUUGAACUACUCAGUUGGGCAGCAGCUUAAAAUAACUUCUGUCGGUCUGAAGAUGUUUGAAAGACAAUCAGCACGACAAGGUAGCUCUGCACCAUGUUCUUUCCGGAUAUCAUCUGAAGGAUUGCCUCUUAUUCUCCCACACAUAACAAAACAGAUUCUGCGUGCAUCUCCUGUAGACUUCAAGCAUCUUCUUGAGAAUAAAGAUGUAAAAUUUGAAGAUUUUGCUGAUGCUGAGUUUGGUAAAAAGGCUGCAAGCCUAAUGCCAGGUUGUUGUGUACUAAUUUUGGGUAAAGGGAACGAGGUUGGCACAGAGCCCAUCCAAGUGGAUGACUCAACAAUUGCAAUUGGAUGCUGGAAGGGUAGGUCAAGAUUGAAUGUGAUGGUUACCGCAAUGGACUGCCAAGAACUGCUUGAAAGGCUUGUAAUACGACUAGGCUCAGAAAAUGGCUCGUCAGUGCAUGUGGUCAAAUCUUCCAUUGAUGUGGAAGGUAUAGUAAGUAGUACAGGAGUUGAACGGUAAGAUUGAUGGUGAUGCUAUUCCUGUUAAAGUUACUGAGGGUUAAAAGUGACAGGUUGACGGAUAUUUAUUACUAGGUUCGAACAGCAUUUAUGGGAAAUCGUGAUUUUUUUCCCAUCAUCCACAAAACGUGAAAGAUGAUUUAGCUGUUUAUUUUAGUUAGCCUUUGUACUUUCAUACGAAUCCACAAACUUCAAUUCACAUUUGUAUUGGUAUAAUCUAUAGCUUUUAAGGAUUACAGUUAUAGGAAACUUUGUUGUUAACGCAUCGAGAUUAUUGGUUAGAUCGAGAUCUCUCCCAUUUUUUUUCUCUCAA
Messenger RNA from Arachis ipaensis, 4744 nucleotides. The record is from RefSeq and is a predicted model, not a curated record. Lineage: Eukaryota; Viridiplantae; Streptophyta; Magnoliopsida; Fabales; Fabaceae.